Molecule: messenger RNA, 501 nt
Organism: Arachis duranensis
Lineage: Eukaryota; Viridiplantae; Streptophyta; Magnoliopsida; Fabales; Fabaceae
Product: QWRF motif-containing protein 7-like
Exons: 1
Coding region: 1-501 (166 amino acids)
Biological process (GO): spindle assembly; centrosome cycle
Cellular component (GO): nuclear microtubule; centrosome; cytoplasm
Molecular function (GO): microtubule binding
Source: RefSeq, a predicted model, not a curated record
AUGGCGGCACCGCAGCUUGUCCGGAGCAGAAGUGGAAGCGCGCCAGCCAUAGCCAUAACGGCCAACGACAGAUCUUCACGGAGGUUGUCGGUCAGCUCGAGUAGCAAAAGAUUCAUCAGCGGCAAUAACCGUUCAAAGUCAACAUCAUCAAGAUCGUCAAGAACAGCGCAAAGUAGCUCGGGUGCCACGUCACCAGGCAUGAUGAAGAAGGUGCCUUCUGCGUGGGCGAUGUCGCCGGGAAGGUCAUCUCUUGGCUCUCCAUUUGUCGCAAAGGCGUCUGAGUCUCCGGCAAAAGCCAAUGGUGGCGGCGGCAGGCGAAGCGUGACCAGCAAGGUGUUGAAUUAUUUGAAGCAAAGAAAAUCUUCGCCAAUUGAAGAAGAAGGAUACCAUAGGUUUAAGAUUUUGCAUAACAGGCUUCUACAGUGGCGGUUUAUCAAUGCUAGAGCUCAAUUUGCCAUGGCUCGUAUCAAAACUGUAGCCGAGGUUUGUUCUAACUUCUAA